GUCUACUGCUAUGAGAUUCGUGUCCGUCCGCUCUCUCCCUAAAGAGACGGAAGCGACAGUCCUUGGGAGCUUCUAUCUUGUCGGAGAGAUCUCAUCCCCUCUUCUCUCUUCCUUACAGUAAAACCAGAAAAGGACAAAAGCAGAUUAAAAAAAGAAAAAAAGAGAAAGAAAAUAAGGAAAUUGGAUCAGAUAAAAACUCAAAACUCCAUUUCUCCCAUCUUAAAUCCACCUCAACCUCUUCCCUUCUUCCUCUGCCAUCUCCCCAUCCUCUCAACUUCCAUAGUUACCAAAAUACCCUUCCCCCGUCUGUUUCCAACUCUAACAAUGCCACUCCAUCUCUUCAUUUCCCUUCUUUUCUUCUUCUUCAUCCUUCAAACUCCUUCUCCAACUCUCUCUCUAAACCAAGAAGGACUCUACCUCCUCCGAGUCAAACUCGGCUUCGACGACCCGUCAGGCUCCCUCUCAAACUGGAACUCCCGAGACGACACUCCGUGCACUUGGACCGGCGUCACGUGCGACACGACCUCCCUCUCUGUCAUCUCCCUCAAACUCCCCGACUCCAGCAUCUACGGCCCUUUCCCAACCCUCCUCUGCCGUCUCCAGAACCUCACCUCCAUCUCUCUCUCCGGCAACAACAUCAACGACUCCCUCCCUACUUCCAUCUCCACGUGUCAAAAUCUCGUCCAUCUAGACCUCUCCCAAAACAUCCUCGUCGGUUCUCUACCCUCCACGCUCUCAUCCCUCCAAAACCUCCUCUCCCUCGACCUCUCUGGCAACAAUCUCACCGGCGAAAUCCCACCGUCGAUCGCGUCAUUCCCGAAGCUCCAGUACCUCUCCCUUGUCAACAAUCUCUUCAACGAAACCAUCCCUCCCUAUCUCAGCAACAUCACCACGCUCAAACACCUCAACCUCUCCUACAAUCCCUUCUCCGCGUCGGAAAUUCCGCCCGAAUUCGGAAACCUGACCAAUCUCAAGAUCCUCUGGCUCGCCGGAUGCCAUCUCGUCGGUCCAAUCCCACCGUCGAUCGGGAACCUCAAGAAACUCUUGGAUUUGGAUCUGUCGUACAACAAUCUGGUCGGAUCGAUCCCUCCAGCUCUCACUUCCCUUUCGAGCGUCGUGCAGAUCGAGAUCUACAAAAAUUCGUUCUCAGGAGUGAUUCCGGCCGGGUUUUCGAAUCUGACAUCUCUGAGGCGAUUUGAUGCAUCGAUGAAUAAUCUCGAAGGGACGAUUCCGGAUGAUCUCUGCAAGUUGCCACUCCAGUCCUUGAAUCUGUAUGAGAACCGGUUGGACGGGGGAUUGCCGGAGAGCAUUGCGGACUCACCGAAUCUCUAUGAGCUGCGGCUCUUCGGGAAUAGGCUGACGGGGACCCUCCCGCGGAACCUUGGGCAGAAUUCGCCGCUCCUUGUUGUCGAUGUCUCGGAGAAUCUUUUUGACGGUGAAAUUCCGGAGAAUCUCUGCCAGAAGGGGGUCUUAGAGCAGCUCCUUUUGAUAGGUAAUGCCUUUUCUGGGAGAAUUCCAGAUAGUCUCGGCCAAUGCCGGAGCUUGAUCAGAGUCCGGUUGAGAGGCAACCAGCUCUCUGGUGUGGUUCCGGUGGGACUCUGGGGUUUGCCGCAUGUUUGGCUGCUUGAGCUCACUAAGAAUUCGUUCUCGGGCAACAUUUCUCCGGCUAUCUCCACUGCGUCGAAUCUCUCGCUCCUGCUCAUAUCGGAAAACCAGUUUUCAGGAAGCAUACCAGCUGAAAUCGGUUUCUUGGAAAAUUUGGUCGAUUUUUCUGGGAAUGAUAACCAGUUAUCUGGACCGAUUCCUGAAACAAUUGGAAAACUGACCCAGCUUGGGAGGCUUGAUCUGCACAACAAUGAGCUAUCAGGCAAUCUUCCUUCGGAAAUCCAACAGUGGACGAAACUCAGUGAGCUGAAUCUGGCGGACAACGAGUUCUCCGGUAAAAUUCCAUCGGAAAUUGGGAAGUUGCCAGUGCUGAACUAUCUUGAUCUUUCGGGGAACCGUCUAACCGGUGAAAUCCCACUCGAAUUGCAGAACUUGAAGCUCAACCGCUUCAAUCUGUCAAACAAUCGUCUCUCUGGCAAGCUCCCGCCCCUGUACGCCAAUCAAAUAUACAGGGAGAGCUUCUUGGGUAAUCCAGGGUUGUGUGGAGAUCUUACCGGAUUGUGUACAGAUUCGCAUAGGGAUGGGGCUAAUAAUCGUGGAUCAGUUUGGUUACUGCGGUCCAUCUUUAUACUAGCAGGUUUGGUUCUGGUUGUUGGGGUUGGCUGGUUCUACUGGAGGUAUCGAAGUUUCAAGAAGGUGAAAAAGGGAGUCGACAAAUCGAAAUGGACACUGACUUCGUUUCACAAAUUGGGUUUCAGCGAAUACGAAAUCUUGGAUUGUCUUGAUGAAGAUAAUGUGAUUGGGAGUGGAGGUUCUGGCAAGGUCUACAAGGCCGUCCUUAGCAAUGGAGAGGUGGUUGCUGUGAAGAAGCUUUGGGGAGGAUCUAAGAAAGGUGGUGUUGAAGAGGCUGAUGAAAGGCGUCGGAUUUCAGAUGACGGGUUUGAAGCAGAGGUCGGCACAUUGGGAAAGAUCAGGCAUAAGAAUAUAGUGAGGUUAUGGUGCUGCUGUACUACGAGGGAUUGCAAGCUUUUAGUCUAUGAAUACAUGCCGAAUGGAAGCUUGGGAGAUCUGCUCCAUAGUAGUAAGGGAGGUUUAUUGGACUGGUCGACAAGGCAUAAGAUUGCGCUGGAUGCGGCAGAAGGGCUUUCUUAUCUGCAUCACGAUUGCGUUCCUCCAAUUGUUCACAGAGAUGUGAAAUCGAAUAAUAUUUUGUUGGAUGGGGAGUUUGGGGCACGGGUCGCAGAUUUUGGUGUCGCCAAGAAGGUUGAUGCUGUUGGAAAGGGGCCUAAGUCAAUGUCUGUGAUCGCGGGUUCAUGUGGAUACAUUGCACCAGAGUAUGCUUACACGCUUAGAGUGAACGAGAAGAGCGACAUAUACAGCUUUGGAGUGGUUAUUCUUGAAUUAGUAACAGGGAGACGUCCUGUUGACCGUGAGUUUGGGGAGAAGGACUUGGUGAAGUGGGUAUGCACCACGUUGGACCAGAAAGGGGUGGACCACGUGCUGGAUCCCAAGCUCGAUAUGAAGUUCAAGGAAGAGAUGUGCAAAGUCCUCAACAUUGGGAUAAUGUGCACUAGCCCCCUCCCCAUAAACCGCCCAUCGAUGCGGAGGGUGGUGAAGAUUUUGCAAGAGGUCAGCAUGGAGAACAAGCCCAAACCUGAGAAAAAGGAUGGGAGGCUGUCUCCAUAUUACUAUGAGGACGGGUCUGAUCAUGGAAGCACCGUCUGAGACCACUCAAAGAUUUGGCCAGAUGAUCAAGGAGAAGCGGUUCUUCUCUUUUCAUUAUUUCUCAUUCUCUCUAAUGGUGUUUGUUUUUCGGGUGAGUGGAGAUGUCUGAAUAGAGAAGAAUCAUUAGGUCCCGGUGAUGUACCUAGUCUGUAGUCAUGGUUUGUUGAUCCAGACCUGUCUGUCAGAUGGGCUCCCACAUCCUGUAAUGAAAAAUGCAGAACAACCGUCAGGAAAAGAAAACCAAAGAUCAGAUGGCUAGGAUCAUUAGAUCUGAUGUAUUUUUGAGGCAACCUCCACUGAUGGUGGGGCUCAUCGUAUCACCAAACCAUGGGCCCCACUUGUAUCAAUUACGCAAACAAAGACCAAUAGUUUCACCUCAAGAGGAAAGAUUCAGAUCAUCUGGAGGAAUUUCCUUUUAGAGAGAGAAUGGUAUUGGUUAGUUUACUGUGGAUGAAAUCCUUCCAAAAUUUUCUUACUUUAAAGGGCUUCUAUUGGAAAAGAAGCUACAUCUUCUGACUCCUGUGUAAUGACAGUGGGGUUUUUAUGUAACCGCUGGUUAUGUACUUGUGUUGUGGCACUACUUUGACUUGAAAAAAAAAAUCUAAGUCUAUUGAUCUUUUC
Molecule: messenger RNA, 3951 nt
Organism: Magnolia sinica
Lineage: Eukaryota; Viridiplantae; Streptophyta; Magnoliopsida; Magnoliales; Magnoliaceae
Product: receptor-like protein kinase HSL1
Exons: 2
Coding region: 325-3330 (1001 amino acids)
Biological process (GO): protein phosphorylation
Molecular function (GO): protein kinase activity; receptor serine/threonine kinase binding; ATP binding
Source: RefSeq, a predicted model, not a curated record